This is a messenger RNA of Telopea speciosissima, 2716 nucleotides long. RefSeq names its product testis-expressed protein 2-like. Lineage: Eukaryota; Viridiplantae; Streptophyta; Magnoliopsida; Proteales; Proteaceae. The transcript has 8 exons. The coding region runs from base 165 to 2498 and encodes 777 amino acids. The record is from RefSeq and is a predicted model, not a curated record. Gene Ontology annotation, molecular function: lipid binding. Gene Ontology annotation, cellular component: endoplasmic reticulum.
CUGCAGUUUAAUUCCAGAAUUUACGGAGACUUGCAGGCCCUUUCCUGUUUAAAUGGUAUCUGAUCCCUUUAUUCUUCGUUUGAUUUUGAUAUGCCUUUAUUCGCUCCAUUCUUUCAAUAAUUUGACCCUUGAUCUCUCCGUGCAUAGUUAAUUCUACCACCACCAUGAUUUCUCUAUUUCUGAGUUUUCUUCUCGGAGCCCUGACCAUUAUCGUCGUCGAAGCUCUGGUCUUCCUUCACGUUCUCAAUCGGUUGAGCUCGAAAAAUAGAAUCGGACCGGCGGAAUCUCAUGUGGGUUGCGACCUUGACGCCGAACAAUCGCUCUCCUUUUCUCAUAACAAACAGGGAUUUGUUUGGAUAUUAGAAUCAGAAAGGGCUCCGAAGGUUUGUGCAGAGGACAAUGCACCAAGGGACCAAAAGAGCAAGAAGGAAAUCUUGGAGGUUUACCCUGUUAAGAAACAUGCAAAAAUUAAAGAUCGGUUGCUUAUCCUGACAGAUCCAAAUGGCUCUCAGGAAACAAUCCAGCUUGUUGGUUGCAUGAUAAGAGCUGUUUCAGCAUCAAAUCUACCCUCAAGGAAGUGGGCUAAAAGGUACCCCAUUAAAGUGGAAAGCAAGUCUGCAGUGAUUUACAGUGGAAGUAGGAUUUGUUACAUAUAUCUUGAGACUUCUUGGGAAAAGGAAUCAUGGUGUAAAUCUCUCUGUCUUGCGGCUUCUGCUGACAAUGAGAGACUUACCUGGUAUGCUAAACUGAGUGGAGAAUUCCAUGAUUAUAUAACAUCCUUAAUUGAAGGACACUUUUCAUUUAUGAAACCCUCAACAGGGUUUUCCAAUGAACACGCAGAUAGGACAAGUAGGAUUGAGGGCUCUUCUUCAAAGGUCCGAGUACUUCUGAAAAAAAUUACAAGGAAAGCUUCUAAGGGUGGUUUAGAAAAUAAGACAAGUGGUACUUCAUUAUCAGGCCGAGAAGAGAGAAAGAUUGGUGAGAAAUCCCAUGCGGUGCAAUAUCCAUUUUUGGCCUCUGGCUUAAGGGCUUCUUUGACAGAGAAGACUACGACUAAUUCUUUGGAGGAAUACCGGGAGCAAUCGUUGCAUUCAGAAAACUCGGGAAGCCAAAGUCAGUUUUCUGUCAUCUCUGAAGCAGAUUCUGAUGACAAGUCUGGUAUUGAUGAAGGAACACUUUGUUGGAAUUUGUUAAUUUCCCGUCUUUUUUUUGAUGCCAAAAGAAAUGUGGAGGUGAAGAGCUCCAUACAAGCACGGGUUCAGAGAACACUGGAUAAUUUGAGGACCCCUAGUUACAUUAGCGGAGUAACAUGCAGUGGCUUGGAUCUUGGGAAUCUUCCACCUUUCAUCCGUAGCAUGAGGAUUCUUCCCAUGGACAUGAAUGAGGUAUGGACCAUGGAAAUUGACAUUGAAUAUUCAGGUGGUGCAAUAUUAGAUGUUGAAACAAGACUUGAAGUUCGUGAACCAGCUUUCCAAAAGAGCAUUGGAAACUCAAGUUUAGAUUCAAAUUCUGUUGGGGAGUCCACCUCACAUCUUGAAGACUUUGAGUACCUUGGCGACCAACUUAAGCUUUCCGGGGAAAUUGUUGAUGAAAUAGAGAAGAGGGAUGAUGGCAAUAGUAAGCUUGAUGGUUUGAAAAACUCCAAGGGCACUAGUUGGACAUCAACUUAUGUAUCAAGAUGGAAGUCUAUUUUGAAUUCUGUUGCUAACCAAGUUUCACAGGUGCCCCUUUCCUUGGCAAUAAAGGUUGCAUCGGUCCGAGGAACAUUAAGGCUACAUUUUAAACCGCCACCUUCUGAUCAGCUAUGGUUUGGAUUUACAUCAAUGCCUGAUGUGGAUUUCAAUCUGGCGUCUGCUGUGGGAGACCACAAAAUUACAAGUGGACAAAUUGCCUUGCUCUUAGGCAAUCGGUUUAAGGUGGCAAUUCGUGAAACUCUAGUACUUCCAAACUGUGAAAGUAUAUGCAUCCCAUGGAUGUUAGCAGAAAAGGAUGAUUGGGUCCCAAGAAAGAUAGCUCCAUUCAUAUGGCUUCGUCACGAAGCUGCUAGUGAACCUACGGUACGAGAAGCACCUGGGAACCCAUCCGGCGACACUAGCGGGGAGCUUGUAGCUAGCGGCAGGGGAAGAAAACAGAACACCUGUAGCACACAAGAUGAGCAUGAGAAGAGUAAGAAUGUCAUUCCUGUUCACCAGACAAUUUAUGAAUCAUCAUCUGAGUCGGCAUCAUCCCAAACUGAAAUAUUUCCAUCAAGUUCCAGCAAUCAAUCCACCUGCAGUCGGUCACUGCAAGAGUUGAGCACCCCACUAUUAAGGAAUGAGCCACAGGAGAGUUGCAUUCAGAGAGGAGCAGUGAUAGGGAAUGAGGAACAUAGGAAAAUAGGGAAAAGAGAAAGGAUGAUGGGAUUGGGGAAGAAGAUGGGGGAAAUGAUUGAAGAAAAAAGACGUCACAUUGAAGAGAAAAGCAGACACAUUGUUGAGAAGAUGCGGGCGCCAUCAUAGUAGAUAAAGCACAGCUGGUGGAAUUGGGUGCACACUGUUGACUAAAAUAGUUGCAGGGUGUUUGGUAUUUUGUACUACUGCUCAGAUUGUAGGAGCUGCUACUUGGCUGAAGUUGAUUGUAGUCUUUAAACCUUUCUUUAAGAUAGAUAUGUUGUACAGGUAACAAUGAUUAGAUCUUGUAUUCAUAUUGAUUCAAUCAAUGCUAUUCUUGUAGCGAA